Iphiclides podalirius (scarce swallowtail) is the source of this 402-nucleotide messenger RNA. The record is from the annotation of a GenBank genome assembly. Lineage: Eukaryota; Metazoa; Arthropoda; Insecta; Lepidoptera; Papilionidae.
AUGAGGGAGCAUUCGGUAGAUUUUGAACGAGCCAUUUUCUUUUGGCUUACACAUAGUGUUCAGUCAGAAUCAAUUCUGGUGAUACCUACUGUGGGAAUACAAAAUUCAAUAAAAUAUGUUUUGGGUAGAGAUGAUGUUUUUGUUCCCUGGGCAAAAAUUGAUGAUGUUAUUAUAAAUGAAGUCAUUAAAUUAAACCGUGUUUUGUAUUACCUUACAUUAAUAGUGAAGGCUGGAACAUCCCAUCCGAGUCCGGAAUCUGAAGUCAUUAAGUUAAUUCCAUUAUUUAAGUAUACAAAACCGCGGCUGGUGAUGCUCGAAACAAUCUACUCGGAGCUGCAAACUUUAUUGGUAGCUGCACAACGCACAGCGGUUGAAGUCGGUUCCGGCGACGUAGAAUUAAUU